CACGCGGGGUCACCUCCUGGCUGUAACCCUCCUGCAGGGCAAUGGGCCAGUCUGCGUGUUCCUCCCACUAUUUUCCACUGAGCGACAAGGCUGCACAUUGUGCUCAGACCGGCCAGCCAGCCAAGGUUACACAGUCGUUUUCUCACCCCGCCUCAAAGAGAGAGAGAGAAAAAAAGAAGGUGACAAUGGAGACCUUCAAUCAUAAGCUGAACAUUUACUUAGAGUCAUGGAUGGGUCCCAGAGAUCAGCGGGUGAGAGGAUGGCUGCUGCUCGACAACUACCCACCAACCUUUGCACUCACAGUCAUGUACCUUCUGAUCGUCUGGAUGGGGCCCAAGUACAUGAAACACAGGCAGCCGUACUCCUGCAGAGGCCUCCUGGUGCUCUACAAUCUGGGCCUCACGCUCUUGUCCUUCUACAUGUUCUAUGAGCUUGUUACGGCUGUGUGGCACGGUGGAUACAACUUCUACUGCCAGGACACACACAGUGCACAAGAAGUGGAUAAUAAGAUCAUAAAUGUCCUGUGGUGGUACUACUUCUCCAAGCUCAUCGAGUUCAUGGACACCUUUUUCUUCAUACUACGAAAGAAUAAUCACCAGAUCACCUUUUUGCACAUCUACCACCACGCUACCAUGCUGAACAUCUGGUGGUUCGUCAUGAACUGGGUGCCCUGUGGCCAUUCGUACUUCGGUGCCUCCUUGAACAGCUUCAUCCACGUCGUGAUGUAUUCUUACUACGGCCUCUCAGCCGUUCCAGCCAUCCGACCGUACCUUUGGUGGAAGAAGUACAUCACACAGUUCCAGCUGAUCCAGUUCUUUUUAACCAUGUCCCAGACAAUUUGUGCAGUCGUUUGGCCGUGUGGCUUCCCAAUGGGAUGGCUGUACUUUCAAAUAAGUUACAUGGUCACACUCAUCAUCCUUUUCACAAACUUCUACAUUCAGACUUACAAGAAGCACAGUGGUUCUCUAAAGAAGGAGCUCCAGAAUGGCUCCGCUGCGUCAACAAAUGGACAUGCAAAUGGCGCGCAAUCGAUGGAGCGCACCACAGCCAAGAAACUGAGGGUGGAUUGACAUUUGAGGAACCGCCACCUAACUCACACUGUAGCGUGUUAGCUAAUGCUGCUAGGAGGUGUAUGUAUCUUCUUAUCUAGAAUAGUCUAGCACUCACUUCAGACGAAAUAAGCCAUAGCUUCAUAUAUCCAGAGACUUUCCAUGUUUUUGCACACAUUACUACACAUGGUACCGAAUUAUGACAUUAAAAUAAUUUAAAGAGAAACGUAUUGUAGUAUGGUUGACACUGUACAGUAUUGCCUUCCCCACCCUCUAGAGGUAAUCAACUCUAAAGCAAAAAUCUCUUUCUUGUUACCAGCGAACACAUUGAGACUCAGUGGGUCCAAAGAUGGAAGUGAGCUUUAAAGAUUUUAUCGCGAUGGAUGACGUCAACCUAAGGGACAAUUUAAAAAAAAGAACACUUUGCUCACUGUGGUCCUUAAUGUGUAACUAGAGCACGUAUCUUGUGUAUUGCUUUAUGCCUCUCUGCCCUGUGCAGUUGCAUAAUCCUAAAUUUUGCUCUCUGUGAUGCAUUUUUAUUGACAGUGUAGCAGCAGAAAUUGCAUUUGGCUGAUGUAUUUGCAGAGCAGGGAAUCCAGUUUGGAAUAUUUAGCCAUCUGAUCAAAGCAUAACCAAAGCAUAGUGGGCUGCAAAUGCUCGGAUUUAUAUUUAAAACAGUUUUAGACAGUGUGAAAGGACAACUGUUGUGUUUUAUAAGCACAAUAUAAACUCAGUUCUCCUUAACAACAACGUUACAGAAAUCUCCUUUCACACUGUGUUAUGUCUACUGUAGCUUUUAAGACCUGAAAUGUAUUUACUUUAUUUGAUGCUGGUUAGGUCUGCAGUGCAGCUGCUUAUUGGUAACUAUUUAGAUAUUAAAUUUAUCAGGUGAAUAUAAACAUAUUGUAUGACUCAGUGCUAAUCAUUAUAUUCAGAUAAACUUUAUUAUAUAGUUAAGAAUGAGAGCUCGCUAUUGACCUAUUGCAAAAAACAGUCUUACUACAAGGUUAAUUUAGUAGAUCAGAUAGGACUUUUGAUGGCCAUAUAAUCUUCAGUAAAAGUUUUUUUUGCUCAGUUGUCAUGAAAGAGCCUUUAAAUGCUUAGAAAAAAAAAUGAAAUGGAAACAUCUCCAACUUAUUGACAGCUUUGGAAGAUUUCUUGCUGAAGACAUCAUGAGAAACAAUACAAGUACUACAUUUUAUUCAGUCUUUACAUCAAUAGGGUGCCUUCUGGACCAGCUGAUUUGGUUUCUAAUGUAGCAGCUUUCAUCUUUUCAGUCACCUAAUGUUGGUCCAUUUCAGACCAACAUGUGUCAGACCUCCUGUUCAAAUCCUGUGCCUGAAUCUUUACUUUGUUGAACUUGUCAAAUAUCCUAAAUGAUCAUUUCUAACAAAUGGUACAUGCUACACAUAAUAAUGAUGCAUAUAUAAUGUAUUAGAUUAGCAUAAAGAUUGGAAACAGAUGGAAACAGCUAAAAGGCAAAGGAAAUUAAAUCGGCCCUCAUUGCUUGAGAUUUUAAUGCAUUAGAUGAGUUGUUUUCCAGUGUUUCAGUCUUUAUGCUCAGCUAAGUUCGCUGGCUGUAGCUUCAUAUUUAGCAUACAGACAUGAGCAAGGCAGCAGACAAGUUUGUGCCCUCAUAUGCUGACGGUAUUUGCUAGAUAUUUUUCAAAAACUGAACUGUUUUCAAUGGAAGACAGAGGAUGUAAUGAAACUAUUUUAUUUGUGUAUUCAUUAUGUUAAUGUUGUCAUUACCAAAACUGCUGUCAGGCGCAUAAACAGGGAAUGCUGCGCUGCUCUACCAUGUUGAUUUAAUUUAAUGAGACAUGUAGUUUAAUUGUUUUAAUGACCGGCAGUCACUCUCACUGCCACAGAUGUUUUUGUUGAACUCUAAACAACACAAAAAAGUCAACAAUUUCCCUGCACUACAGAGGGUAGCACAAACUUGGUUAACAUUCAGGAACCAUUCAGUAGCUUUUUGGGUUUUUUAAUCUCCACCUACAUGCCAUACAUGUUGCAGUUCAUCCUUUGUCCAAGGUGAUAGUGCUAAAGGUUUAUAUAUAUUUAACAGUAGGAUUAGCAUUCAUUUUCUUCCCCAAUGGGCAAAAGUCAAAGAAGAAUACAGCUAUGUGAUGACGUACACAUUUUCUAAAAUGUUAAAGCGUAUAGAUAUAUUUUCUGAAAUAUGGGGAAAGUCUGGGUUACCGUGUUAUGACUCAUACUCUACUCACUGUAACACAUUAAAGACAAACUCAGAUUGUACACAUA
Amphiprion ocellaris (clown anemonefish) is the source of this 3314-nucleotide messenger RNA. RefSeq names its product ELOVL fatty acid elongase 5 (gene elovl5). Gene Ontology annotation, molecular function: fatty acid elongase activity. NCBI's taxonomy places the organism in Eukaryota, Metazoa, Chordata, Actinopteri, Pomacentridae. Gene Ontology annotation, cellular component: endoplasmic reticulum; endoplasmic reticulum membrane. The record is from RefSeq and is a predicted model, not a curated record. The transcript has 8 exons. Gene Ontology annotation, biological process: very long-chain fatty acid biosynthetic process; fatty acid elongation, polyunsaturated fatty acid; fatty acid elongation, monounsaturated fatty acid. The coding region runs from base 42 to 1070 and encodes 342 amino acids.